Molecule: messenger RNA, 3291 nt
Organism: Ambispora gerdemannii
Lineage: Eukaryota; Fungi; Glomeromycota; Glomeromycetes; Archaeosporales; Ambisporaceae
Source: the annotation of a GenBank genome assembly
AUGAAAGGUUCACACCCUAAAAAGUCCGAUAACGUUAUACUACCUUCAAGAAAGCGAGCACUGUCUGCUACCUCUAAACCAAUAGAAUCCGUGUUCUCACAGCAAGAGACAGAUUUCAAUCGAUCUGAAAAAACCGACUCUACUAAAUAUACUUCCAAUCAAAAAAUGACUCUGAAUUUUGAUCAGAAAAAGUUGCACAGAAGUCCUUCUUUUGAACAAAGAAGCCUGGAUCGAGAAAGAAUUGGGCACGCAGGAAAAAGUUUUGUGUAUUUGAUGAAUGAAGAGGGGGGAAAAGAGUCUGUCGCGUCACUGCUAGCGAAUGUUAAAGAUGAAGAUGCAUUAUUGCUGGCUCAAAAACAAGCUAAUCAAAAAUCGCGAGCGCAUAGUCCUGUCAAUUUCGAACCGAUCAAAAAAGAGUCGCAUGAUGAUGGACAACGUACUUCAAAUUUUGCUCCCUCGGACCGUACUCUUUCCGCGUCACGUGCUUGCAAACAAUAUUUUGAGAAUAAAUAUCGAAUUAUUUCAGAAAUGCUAAAGGAGAAUAUCAAUUAUAAUCCUUUACAGAUAAUUAGAAGUCGUCAAGAGGAAAACGCUAAAGACACAUUCGAGGCUGAGCUCGAGGGUAAUCAGCCAGUUCGUCUUAAAAACGCUGGUAGUAUCUCAUCAGCACACCGUCGAAAAAACGUUUGGGAUGUCACCAACGAAGAAUUGUUAACUUACAACAGUACUGUUGGAAACAUAAAGCCAGAGAUUAUUGUAAAUAUAAAUAAGACGACAAUCGAAGAAAACUUGCCGGAGCAUUUCAACACAAAAAUAUUUGAAUAUCGAGAGACAUCUUCAAGUGUGGAAUCACUUCCCAUUAUGAGAAUCGAAUCAAGUCCCGCAUCUCUUACUAGAAAUGCUCAGAAUCGUCGUCUUUCCCAUCCAUCUAUGAAUAACUUGUUUAGUAAAGAGUUGCAUACCAUUUACCAAGUAACCAAUAACAUAAAUGAUAGUAGUAAGGGUGAUUCUGUCUAUUAUUCGGACGAAAUACAUUCCAAAAAAAGUUCUCGGGAUCAAAAACACAAUCGUUCUUUUAGCUUGAAUGGUGUUGAAAAAGAUGGAUCACACCACAGAAAGGCAAUAAGAUGGUCAGCACUUUUUAGACGAAAACAUAAAAAUCAUAAACGUACUUCAGAAGUAAGCAUGCAUGAGGAGGCAAUAAAUAAAGACAAAGAAAAUGAUAAAAUUAUGCAAGAGAAUCCAAACUCUGAGAAAAGAAAUUCAAUCUAUUCAAUUACUUCGUCAGAAUCAUCAAGCUUAUCAGAGUCAUCAGAUAAUGUGAUAUGUUCGCUGGCACAACCAGAUACUUCGGUUGAUAAACCACCAACACCGUUAGUUAUUCCCGACGUUGAUCCAGGCGCUUUAUCAGACGAAGGAAAUCGCAGCAUAAGAAGUAUGAUGGCUUCAAGUGACAUCGGAGAAAUUGAUAAAGAACUGUACCCGGAAAAUGCUGAUUUUGACAUGACAAAAGAUUUGCAUGGUGACGGUCAAAAUAUAAAAGAUGAUGAUCAGGACUCCUACGCAAGUUCUAGUGAAUCAUCUUCUAUUGUAGAUGUCAAUUUAUCUAAGGAAUAUAAAAGUCAUCAAGUAGAGCUAGAAAAAAUGGUCGAUCGAUAUAAUACAUGCAUUCAAGAGACCACUGCGUUUAUAGAAUCAAAUCAAGCAAAUUUGGUCAAUAAAUAUCAAGCUAUAAAUUCCGAUUUAUUUUUUUGCCAUGAAAUAGAAGAUAUGCCCUUUGUUCAAUCACCCAGACCAAUCAGUGAAAAAUCGAAUCAAGAUAGUUACAAAAAUAAUGAAUUACCUUCAGUCAAAAUUGAAGUGAAGAUUGAAAAUAUGCUUAAAAUGCUUGAAACAGAUUUGCAAGAGUUUAAAGAUAAGGCGAAGAGUUUAGAUGAACAACAUGCAAGGUAUGAAGAAUGGUCUGUUUAUGCUGGAUUUUUACAAACUUAUAAACUAAUUGCUUUUGUAUGGAUUGAUAGUUUAUCAAAAGACAUGGAUUCAACAUUGGGAGAAAUUGGAAAUAUAGCUUUAGUAGUGAACAAUAAUUACUCUCAUGAGCUCAAGUUAUUGGAGGAUGAAAUUCAAUUGUUAACACAACAGGACAAAUCUUUAUGGCUUGAUAUUUUCUAUUCAUUGCUAUCAUACGUGCUUGCAGACGUCACCAGCGAGACUGAUUCUUCUUCAUUAAUUUUAAAGGAUUCUUUGUUGAACAAUAAAAUACGCGAAAAGCUAGAAGGAUUAAUAUCGAGACAUUCUGUGUUACUGAAAGAAUUUGAGAAUGAUGGAAAAGAUUCGACCAUCAAAGAUCCAGAAACAUUUGCCUCGCUAUCAAAAGAACUUUCUAAUAUUGGAGAUAUCAUUGAGCCAUAUAAAGAGCUGAAAACUGCACAAAAUGAAUUCCAUGAAAUCUCACAAAUGAUAUCUGAUUCUAAAAACGACCAGGAUUUAAAGGCUAUGGCGCAGGAAGAGUACAAACGAACGAAAGAUCGAAUUCGUGAAUUAGAACGAACUAUCGUCACCGAAUUACUUCCUAAAGAUAGUGCAGAUGAGGGAAGCGCGAUUCUCGAAAUUCGAGCUGGAGCUGGUGGUGACGAAGCAGCAAUUUUUGCGGGUGAAAUUUUACGAAUGUAUGAAAAAUAUGCUUUUUUACGGAAAUGGAAGUUUGAAAUUUUGAGUAUAUCCGAAGAUUCAAUAGGCGCAAUGAAAGAAGCAACAGCUUCAAUAACAGGUAUGGCAGUAUUCGGAAAUAUGAAAUAUGAAUCCGGCGUACAUCGUGUACAACGCGUUCCCGCCACAGAAAAUCAAGGUCGCGUGCACACAAGUACUAUCACGGUGGCAAUUCUUCCACAAGCAACAGAUGUUGAAGUGGAUAUAAAAGAUUCCGAUUUAAAAAUCGAUUAUUAUCGUGCCAGCGGUAAAGGUGGUCAACAUGUAAAUAAAACUGAGAGUGCUGCUCGAGUUACGCAUCUUCCCACUGGUUUAGUAGUUGCCAUUCAGGAUGAACGAUCUCAACCAAAGAGGAAUAAGUUACAUAAUGAAAGAACAGAUUCACGUCGACAGCAGAUCGGAACUGCUGAAAGGUCCGAAAAAAUACGUACUUAUAAUUUUCCACAGAAUCGGGUUACAGAACAUCGACUUAAUCUUACUCUAUAUGAGCUGGAGAAUGUGAUGAAUGGAGUCUCCUUGCAAACGAUUAUUGAUAGUUGUAAACUUCAUUUUCAAACUGAAGCACUUGCGAAUUUUUUGUGA